AUGAAGGCCAACAAGAUUGAACCUCAGAGCCAGACAAGAAAACAAAAAAAGGAUACUCCAUGGAUUUUACACAUCUUCAACCACAAAUGCUUUGUUACUACCAUUAUUGGCUGCUACAGCUGCCACUGGAAAAUCAAACAGGAGAAAAAAUUUAAACAUGGACAGUGCUGCUCUUUGAGAGAACGAUUAUUUUACCCAUAUCUGGUCAUUUCAUUUUGCAUGUCUGUGCUUUUGGUGUUCGUGUGGGUAGAAUCAUCAAAUGAAUACAACGGCUUUGACUGGGUCAUUUUUAUAGGUACAGGACUCUGGUUCUUCUGGUCCAUUGUCUUACUGAGUUUCCUGGGGAUUCUGGCUGCCUACACAUCAUUGUUGUUGGUACUUGGGAUUUUGUUGCUUUGGGAGGGGAUUGAAUUGUACCUGCACUGGUGUCAUAAGACCCUGAUUCUGCUAGUGAUUGUGAUAUGCUCAUUUUUUUUCUGGAUUUUAUUCACUUACUGGAAAGACAGAUGGCUCACCGUUGGGCUGUCACUGCAGGUCUUUGCUCCCUACAUACACCUGAGCAGCAUAGCUAUGAUGGUUAUUCUUUCAUGGCCUUUGGCUUUCUACUUGAUCCAUUUGGAAGGAGAAGCUAGAAUUAGAAGAUACCAGAUGACAUGUAAUGAGAGAAAAAGAAACAAGAGGUGUAAUGUGCUCACAAAGUUGAGAGCUCUACAAGUGGCUAUUGGAUUGCCCUUUUUUCUUAUCCUUUUGUGUCUCUAUUUGCUUCCAUUGGGGAAUUUUUCUCCCUGCGUUCAGGAGAAGAAUAAAUUGGCACCCAAGCCGGACUUCUUUGGACAUAGAGGUGCACCCAUGCUGGGGCCUGAGAAUACCAUCAUGUCCUUUGAGAAGGCUGUUGAACAUGGGGCCUAUGGACUGGAGAGUGAUGUACAUAUAAGUUACGAUCAUGUGCCUUUUCUCAUGCAUGACUCUGACCUGAGAAGAACAACCAAUAUCAAGGAGGUCCUGCCAAAUGCCUCUUUGACACACCCAUCCUUAUUUGAUUGGGAUUUCCUGUCGACUCUGAAUGCAGGCAAAUGGUUUUCACAUGCUCUGAUCAAACCAUUUUUUGGUAUGAAACCCUUAUCAAAGGCUGACAGGGAAAGAGCAGGAAAUCAGAAGAUUCCAAAGCUAACUGAAUUAUUGGAACUUGCACAGAAGGAAAAAAAGUUUGUGAUCUUUGAUCUUAAUGGCCCUGCACCAAAUCAUUCUCUCAGAGCUUUGUAUGUCCGCCAUGUAGUAAGCAUAAUCCUUGACUCUCAGAUUGAGCAACAUCUGAUUUUUUGGUUGCCAAGUUUUGAAAGGGAGUAUGUCAAGAAAAAAGCUCCUGGUUUUCAGCAAGUGGGCCGGUUACUCCCUGUUGAACGCCUCACAAAAGAAAAUAUCACUAGAAUAAACGCUGACUACAAGAACUUGUUCUACAAUGGGAUGAGAGAAUAUAAAGCAGCUAACAUCAGCAUCAACUUAUAUCUUGUCAAUGAACCUUGGCUCUUCUCACUGGCCUGGUGCUCCAGGAUUCCCUCCGUGACCACAGACAACAUUCAGGUCCUGAAUGAGAUGACUCAACCUUCCCACUUCAUGACACCAAAGUACUAUUUGUUUGUGUGGAUUCUCAUGGAUAUUCUUUCUGCAGUUUUCAUUGUUGCCAUAUUUUAUUUUCAUUGGUGGAAAGAGAGCAAACAAGAAAAAUUCCUCAAGAGCAGCAGCAUUCACACAGAAUCUUUGAGUACAAGCCUCCGAACUGGAAAUAGUAAGAAUCAAGGACCUUCAUGUAUAUCCAUAGAUCCUGUCUCCCGAGUUAUGGAAAUUCCUUGGACUCACGCAGCCCUCUCCCCAGCUUUAACCAAGAAUGUAAGGAAAUACCCAGACUCUAGCUGUGUUUCAGUAGUCCCCAUGAAGAAAGCCAGCAAAUCAGAGCCAGUCAGCAAAACCAUCAAGACACCAGUGCCUGGUGAGGGUAACAUUAGACAACUGGUCCCCACCUUGAAGGCCUCUGAAUCCAUCCAAGCACCUGUCCAGGAGUCUGCCAGAGAGGCCAUCUUCCAGUCUUCAUCAGCCAUGAAGGCAAAUGGAGCAUUUUCCUCCAUAGACGUCUCUCAUCCUCAGAAGCAAACUGAAAGACCCCCCAAUACUAAAUCUUCCGAGGAAUCCCUUCCUGUUUUCAUCACAUCCAGCCCAUCCUCCUCCUCCUAA
This is a messenger RNA of Budorcas taxicolor (takin), 2229 nucleotides long. RefSeq names its product glycerophosphodiester phosphodiesterase domain-containing protein 4-like. NCBI's taxonomy places the organism in Eukaryota, Metazoa, Chordata, Mammalia, Artiodactyla, Bovidae. The transcript is spliced from 16 exons. Gene Ontology annotation, molecular function: glycerophosphodiester phosphodiesterase activity. The coding region runs from base 1 to 2229 and encodes 742 amino acids. The record is from RefSeq and is a predicted model, not a curated record. Gene Ontology annotation, cellular component: membrane. Gene Ontology annotation, biological process: lipid metabolic process.